Caenorhabditis elegans is the source of this 471-nucleotide messenger RNA. RefSeq names its product DUF148 domain-containing protein (gene F40G9.6). The record is from RefSeq and is marked reviewed. The transcript has 3 exons. NCBI's taxonomy places the organism in Eukaryota, Metazoa, Nematoda, Chromadorea, Rhabditida, Rhabditidae. The coding region runs from base 1 to 471 and encodes 156 amino acids.
AUGUUGGCGGCUGCUGCUCCUCAGGUAAGCCUAAUUUUUUUUGGCAUUUCUCUAAUUUUCAUUGCCACCGUUUUACAGGAACAAAACCAACUUUUCGGUACUAAAUUGAGUGCUCUUAAAACAGCUAUUGAAGAAAUUCACGAAAACGUAGAGAAGAUCAUGGGCAACUUCACAGACUCAGAAAAAUCCGACGUGGGAAAAACAUUUGACAAUGUUGAAUAUUUAUUGGAAAAACUUCGAUAUACUAAUUUAGAAGAUCUUUCUAUGAAGACGAUCACAAAAGUUUUGAGAGAAGUACUGAAUCUUCCUGACAAUUUUAAGGUGUUCAAUAUUUUCAUAACAGACGUGGAAGAUGUUCUUAAAAAGUUGAUCAAAUUCCUUGAAGACUUGCCCGUUCUUACAUUGGUCAACGACAUUAUUCCCAUUAUGAUGAAAUCGAUAUUAGAAGAUUUAUCGAAUAAAAAAUUGUAA